Messenger RNA from Purpureocillium lilacinum, 210 nucleotides. NCBI's taxonomy places the organism in Eukaryota, Fungi, Ascomycota, Sordariomycetes, Hypocreales, Ophiocordycipitaceae. The record is from RefSeq and is a predicted model, not a curated record.
AUGGUGGAGGCCAAUUACUACGAUAGUCUUAAUGCUCGUUCCGGUCAUCACGCUCCUUCUUGCAAAGACUUUGUAAUUAGAAAAGAGUCUUCUUGUGCAGAAGAGUUCCGUCACGAUGAGGUCUGGUGGUGGUUGGCAUGUAGCAGUCAGGAUGCGAUUGGCGAUAGCGUGAAACGCCAACGUCAAUUGGAGAAUACAUUUCAUCCGUAA